This is a messenger RNA of Tilletiaria anomala UBC 951, 2103 nucleotides long. RefSeq lists its product as uncharacterized. The transcript has a single exon. NCBI's taxonomy places the organism in Eukaryota, Fungi, Basidiomycota, Exobasidiomycetes, Georgefischeriales, Tilletiariaceae. Gene Ontology annotation, cellular component: anaphase-promoting complex. Gene Ontology annotation, biological process: protein K11-linked ubiquitination; metaphase/anaphase transition of mitotic cell cycle; anaphase-promoting complex-dependent catabolic process. Gene Ontology annotation, molecular function: molecular adaptor activity. The record is from RefSeq and is a predicted model, not a curated record. Bases 291 to 1958 code for a protein of 555 amino acids.
UCGUCUGUCUCUGUCCGUCUGGUGUGUAUGGCUUUAAGCGACUGCGUAUGAGUAAAGCGGUGAAAGGUCAAAUGCUCUCUUCGGUGUGUCAUCGAAGUGGUCCUCUCUCGGCUCUCGCAAUGCCGCGCGUCGUGACCUUAACGCGUUUCCUGAGCAACACAAACCCGAGCGAUGCCGCUUUGAUACUUCUACUUGGUGUGCCAUGCACACAUUCGAGCUCUGGGACUGCGCACGCCAUCCGAACCCCGUAAAAGCGGCAAGUGUGCCACAAAGGCUGGCCGUCGUCUCCGAUGAGGAAGAUGCGGUCCAUGUCGCCGGAGAGUGCCGAGCAUUGGCUCAAGGGGUUCAUCGCGCAGGAUCAGUCCAAGGUGCUGCACAGGCUACGUCAGAUCCAGCUCAACAAGGCAGCCAGCACGACAGCCGCAACACCGGAAGGCACCGGCAACUCGUCGUCUAGCACCUCUGUUCCAACUUUGGACAAGGGAAAGCGCGUUGCAGCGCAGCUUUCUUGGUCUGGCACGAGACUUGCGUGGUGCAGAGGAUGCACGACCAUUCGCACCUUUACAUUCGAAGACCCCGUCGUCGCUGCAACCUGGGCAUGGUUCCCAGGUCGCGCGACUUCGCAAGGAGCUCCUUCCCUCAACGCGUCUGACACCAAGGGCAAAGCCAAAGCCAAAGAUCCGACAUCGGAACUCUCGCGAGCCCUCUGCGUCCUUUUCAGACACAAGGUGCACAUCCUUUUCAUCAAUUCUGGCGACGACUAUGACGUGCCGCUCGCGUUCAGUGCAACAGGUCUGUGGGCCGCGAAGCAGGGUAUCUACAUUCAAAGGCAGCUGGAAACGGAAGACUACAAACUCCAGAGCGUCGAAGGCGCAGCAGCAGCCGAAGCAGCUGGGCAGGACAUUCUCCCCACUGUCUUUCACCUUAAUCAUGCCUUGCAAGACGUCGGGGGUGUCUACCGAGCAGAAAAGAUCACCUGGACCACCUCAGGCAUCGCAGCGCUGCAUGGCCCUGCGCGACCUUUUGCAGAUCUCAGCGAGAGGAUCCUCUACGUGGGUGGCGCGGAAGGCGUAGAUGAGCCUCCGCUGCUGGCCACCAGAUGCUGUGAUGACGGCGCCGUGCGCAUCUACUCCUAUACACUGGACGAUUCGGAACCACAGCGAGUGGCGCCCACACUUUCCCUCACUGGGAAGCAAACUAUCUCGACAGCUCCAGCUCAUGGCCUGUCAGAAAUGGGCGGGGGAGCCCAGCCCCAACCGGCAUUCGCCAGCAAGGACGAAUCACAAGACUAUCCAGGCGACGUCAGUGAUUCGCAGCAUGUAGCAGAGACUUCACUGGAUGCCUCGACCCACUGGGCACGGAAGCCGCCUCGCAAGAGCGCCAGACUGGAACACGACCGCAAGGUCAAGUACUACGGUGCACUCUCAGGAGAAGACGCUCUGGAUCGCAGUAGGCGGGUCAAUUGGCUUCAAGGCAGCGAGCUGCGCAUCACUAGUGCGCACGAAAGUGCAGGUGCCACGGACAGGUCCGGUGUGAUCAACAUGAUGCAAGCAGAGGAUCUUGCGCAACUAGCGGAUGGCAUGGCGCGACAGUCGCAAGGCGAUACGAUCAUAGAGGAUAGUACUCGCGGCGCUUUCACAGGACGACCCAGCCUCGGACCUAGACAGCCGUCGGGACGUCGUUCUUCACGGCCCAUAGUGCCUCUUGCUGCACGCGGCGGUCGACAGUCUUCAGGUGCUUCGAGGCAGCCAAGCGUUGUACUUGGCGACCCGAAUUUGUCACUCAACGUCAACCUCGAUCCGCCACGAUCUGCUACCGUAGCCCCAUUGAAGCCUUCCUCGGAUGCGCUCGACGCCGCUCGUGCGCACAGUGUGCCAGAUGGCAUGCACGAUAUGGCUAGCAGCUAUGCUAACGUCGCUUUGCUCGAGCAAGUCGCGUGGGACAAGGACAAUGGGUGAGAGCAUCUGAAGGGCCCGCAUAAAAUCUGGCGAAUGGUCUUUUGAUACAUACUGGACGCCGCAGAACAUCGAUCUCUGUGCGUCUGCACCAAAAAAAUGCAUGCCAUUUUCUCACCUUGAGUUCGAGCAACCGGCAAGUGUGUAA